This is a messenger RNA of Exaiptasia diaphana, 3216 nucleotides long. Its product is annotated as synaptotagmin-10. Gene Ontology annotation, cellular component: membrane. The record is from RefSeq and is a predicted model, not a curated record. Gene Ontology annotation, biological process: calcium-ion regulated exocytosis; regulation of dopamine secretion; cellular response to calcium ion. Bases 107 to 1339 code for a protein of 410 amino acids. Lineage: Eukaryota; Metazoa; Cnidaria; Anthozoa; Actiniaria; Aiptasiidae. The transcript has 8 exons. Gene Ontology annotation, molecular function: phosphatidylserine binding; SNARE binding; calcium-dependent phospholipid binding.
GUUCAAGAUGGCUUCCUCGGUAGUGAAGUAAAUAAAGUUCUUCAACUACACGCAUUUUUACGAAAAUGAUUUGAAAAUGCUGCUAAAAUAGUCAAUCACAUUUACAAUGGGAGCUGGAGCCAGCGUUUCGCGGCAGCAGUGGGAAAAUGCCGAUAAUUCAAACCAGCAACAGUCGAAUGAUGAUUCUCUUGUGACUGACAUGGCGGGAAUGGCCAAACUUAUGGAAGCCAAGAAUAAGUUUAUGAAAAACAAGAAAAAGAAUACAGCAUGUUUUCAGAAAGAGCUGGCAAGUACUGAUCUUAUCAAAGAAAUGUUCAAACGUAUGGACCCUGCAGUAACACAAGCAGACAGUGGUGAUAUCAAGGGAGAUAUUGAGCUUUCUCUAAAGUAUAACCAGAAGGAAGAGCUCUUAUUGGUUAAGGUGAUCCGUGCAAGAGACUUGGUAGCCAGGGAUUUAAAUGGAAAGUCUGAUCCAUAUGUCGUGCUGGAUAUUGUACCUGACAGGUUUGAAGAGGGUUCAAAGAAGACAAGAUUCAAGCAAAAAACACUUAACCCUGUGUUCAAUGAAAUCUUUCAAUUCAAGCUACCACAUGCCCAUUUAUCAACGACCAAACUAAAGGCAACAAUAUGGGACCAUGAUUUCUUUGGUGAAGAUGAUUUUAAUGGUGAAGCUGUGAUAGACUUAUCAAGGGUUUAUCUUAGUGCUGGCACACAUACUGAUUGGUAUAUGUUGCAACUACAGACUGACUUCAGCAUCACAGGAACACUAGACGUCACCUUAGAACACCAAGACUCUGAGAACAUGCUACUAGUGACUAUCAACAGUGCAGCUAAUUUAAAGGCAUCCAACACCUUAUCCAAUACAUCAGAUGCUUACGUCAGGUGCUCUGUGUCUGGACUGAAAUACAGUGAAGAAACAGCAGUAGUAAGUGGAACACUCCAUCCUGUUUUUGAAGAGACAUUUGAAUUUGACAUGGCAAAGGAGGAAAUACCAUCAAGGGCGGUGCUGUUCCAUGUUUUUGGCAAGUCUCAUAUUAGUGACCAUAUGUCUUUAGGACAAGUACACAUUGAAUUGGAUAGUCUUGAUUUGGAAGAUGGUGAAAUAUCCAGAAAGGUUCUGCCAUUAGCUGAUCUGAAAAAUGUUUCACUAAAGAGGGCAGAAUGGGCCCAGAAUGCAGUUGCCCAGGAGUUCCGUGAAGCCAUGUACGCCCAUGCGAUGUAUAAAUAUCCCACGUUUGUUUAUGGUAUGCACAAGAAAGGGAGAAAGCUUUACUCCGUCAGUAGUCGGAAUGCUGCCAGUUCAGCUAAAGUCCUUCUUGUCAAUGGUAUUCCGAUGUAAAUAAUGUACUCUUUAACCUGGCUCAGCAGACGCACCUGCAGAAAAUCCUAUUUAUAGAUUAUCAGCAUCUGAGGGGUACUGUUUGGGUCUAUGCAUUUCUACAAUUGUCACAUGACUUGUAGGACUGCGCAGGACAGCUCACGCCCAUUCUUAUUGGCUAUCUUUACUUUAUAACUGACAUUAGGCUAUUGGACUAUUUUUAACAACAAAAGUCUUUGUAGAUAAUAGUGCAUUACGAGUUGUUUUUUUCUCAAUCAUAAAAUGGAAUUUGUAGAGUUAGUUAGGUUAUUUGAUUUUUAUCUGUAAAUUGAGGUCAGGUUGUGCUCAACAUGUAUUUAAUGAAUGCAUAUUCAUGCAUUUCACCAUUAAUCAUUUUCAGUCAUUUUCUCUAUUUGUAGAGUUAGGUUACUACAAAUCAAAUAUUGGAAUUACAGUUAACUCUCUUUGAACGAACACUCUAGUAAGCGACCAUCUCCCGUAAGCGACCACCUUUUAAAUUUCCCGUUUUGUUCAGUUUUUCAUAUAAACUCUGUAAAAAAAACUUUCUCGUAAGCGACCAUCUCGGAAGCGACCACUUUUUUCUGAUCCCGAGGUGGUCGCUUACGAGAGAGUUGACUGUAUUUGAUGCUGUUUCUGUAAAUUGAGGUCAAGAUGUUCACUACGUAUAUUUGACUUAUUUCACCUUUCUUAUGUAAAUAUUUCAUAUAUAAUCAUAUCUCAUCACACGCAAUAUCAUUGAUUUUGUAAAUACAUUCAUUAUAUUGAACAUUUCGCGUUUUAUAUUCUCGUAGGUUAUUCUGAUAACCAGUAACACAAACACAUUUUUUCUCCUCGAAAAAUGUCCAGAUUGGGUUUCCUGUGUUACGUUUGGACGUGAGAUAUAAGACUGGAAAUUUGUAAUGAUGUCACAGGAAGCCCAAAAAGUCAUAUAUGAAGCAUGAUGGAUAUGUUGCCUUUGAAGUCAGUUGCUUUAGUUACCAAAAUCCUUGAAAAUGUAUACACCUGAUCGUAUAUUUUCACAACUUUGAUCCCUAGGCCUUUUCCUAUUUCUCCAUUUUUUAUGGGAGGGGGAGGGAAUUUUUUUGCAGUCUCUUGCAGCUCUUACGUGGCUACUAAAUUUUUUGAUAGUUUAAUUUUAAAGUUCUAAAACAUCAAAUAACCCUAGAAUUAAUUAUUUCUUAUGGGUCUAAGGAUUCAUGUCUAGUGAUUGCGACGACACGCCAUCGUGGGAAAGACUCAGUUGGGCAAAGAAAGGAAACGUUUAGAAGAUAGCCGAGGGCUAAUAUAACGUUUUUAUAAUUAAAGUGAUCUGUAUCGUCGCAGAUCAUAAUCUGAAUUCGAUAUAUAGUCAACUCUCGCCAUACAGAUACCAAGGUUGUCGCUAUUACGUAUAGAAGCUAAUUAAUUUACCUCAAAUCAAAAAUAUAAAGAAAUGAAUGAAACGUGGAACUUUGCCUCGCUUACAAUGCAUUUUGUUGCAUUUGUUGUUGUUUUGCUGUAGUAAUGAUUGCAAUUAAUGUGCAUUAUUAUGAACAUAAUCGAAAAACAUUUCUAAUCGCGCAGACGUUUUUACAAAUUAGAACAGAAAACAACAGCUUAUUGCAUUAUAGUGAUAACUAUCAACUUGUCUUGGCGUGUGCUGGCAAAGCUGCAUGUGGCGACAAGCAGCAACUUCCUCUUGGGGACAAAACACGGAAGUUUUGCCCUCUUUUAGGCGUUAGAAUCCAUUGUUUUGUGACCCAGAAGGAGCUCCAUCAAAAGGGUCUUUUACUGAUCGAUAAAAAUAACAAUAAUAUCUUUCCAAUACCAAAUUAAUACAUAUGGGAUACAAUCUGAAACUAUAAACUAUAAUUCUGUAAAUAAAGGAAUUAUAUUUA